Molecule: messenger RNA, 3161 nt
Organism: Amphiprion ocellaris (clown anemonefish)
Lineage: Eukaryota; Metazoa; Chordata; Actinopteri; Pomacentridae
Gene: dkk3a
Product: dickkopf WNT signaling pathway inhibitor 3a
Exons: 8
Coding region: 165-1019 (284 amino acids)
Biological process (GO): negative regulation of canonical Wnt signaling pathway; multicellular organism development
Cellular component (GO): extracellular region
Molecular function (GO): receptor antagonist activity; co-receptor binding
Source: RefSeq, a predicted model, not a curated record
UUACAGCAGCGAAAAACAGAAAUACAAUGACCUGUUAUUUUUAGUCUAGAUAUCAAAAAGUUGAGUUAAUUAACAUCAUUUAAUUCAGAUUCUACAUGAGGAUCCUCAUAAGCAUCACCACCACACCCUCCUCAUAGUGCAGCAGCAGCAGCAGCAGCAGCAGCAUGAAGUCCGCCGCCCUGCUAGUUCUGGCUCUGACAGCAGUCUGCCACGGCAUCCUCCCGGAGAUAGUGGACUCAGGCAUCAGCCACAUCCUGGAGGAUAAUUCCGUCCAGGGACAAACGGAGCCGGACAGCGUGUUUGUGGAAGUGGAGCAACUCCCAGAGGAUCUGCAGCACAAGCCUGAGGAUGCGUUUCAGCAAACCAACAACCAGAGCAUCAGCCCUCAUUCCAACAACAUCCCUCCAAGUCAUCCCAAUGAAAAUGCUCCUGAUAAAGUGACCGAUAAUGAAUCCUUCCACUCCGCUACAGACCAGGAGACUAACAACAUCACCACAGCCGUCCAGACGAGUGAUCUGGAGAACAAGAUUGAUCAUAGAUGCCUCACUAACGACGACUGUGGGAAGGGAAGGUAUUGCCUCUCUGACACAGACAAUUCCAAGUGUCUGCCAUGUAAAGCCAUCGAUGUGCCCUGUACGAAGGAUGCGGAGUGCUGUGGCGAACAAUUAUGUCUGUGGGGCCAGUGCACUCAAAAUGCAACAAAAGGGGAGGCUGGCAGCACUUGUCAACACCAGACUGAUUGUAACCUAGACCUCUGCUGUGCUUUCCAUAAAACCCUGCUCUUUCCCGUCUGUUCGGCCAAACCCAUUGAGCGUGAGCGCUGCUUCGGUGCCUCCAACCACCUGAUGGAGUUACUGUCGUGGGACAUUCAGGACGAUGGACCCAGGAAACACUGUCCCUGUGCAGGUGAUCUCCACUGCCAGCAUCUGGGGCGAGGCUCCAUGUGCCUUAAAGGAGAGGACUCGAGUGAAGAGGAUCUGACAGACUCUCUAUACUCAGAGAUAGACUACAUCAUCUAGACACAGCUCGGUUUAACUCACAUUGCCUUGUAAGCAGCUAGUCAGGCGUCUCCUCUGACUCCAGAGCCAUUUUUUGCAAAGAGUCAUUGCAAUUUCUUUUUGCCAGCUUAAUCCAAAACACUAAAGCAUGGAAAAUGGAUGAAAAUAUAUUUAUUUUAAUUGCUGUAAUUGAGGUUUAUUAUAACCCUUAAAUGUGUCUAUAGAUGUAAAUAUGAAAGUGACUAACACAAAAAAGACAGGAAGCUGAAUUUGCUAAACACACUUAACAUUAGUUUUCUUCACUAUUUGCUGCAUAGCUAGAGUUUUUUUGCAAGUCUGCCUAUUAUAUAAUGCUAACCCCAGCCAUAACCAUAACACACUGAUUACAACUCUAAAGAUUUAAUAUCUGUAAAUGGACUGGAAGUUACCGUCUUUUCGCCUAAGUUGCAGACUUACUGCAUUUACUGUUAACUGGGAGAAAAAAACGGUCACGCUGCAUGUACUGUUUGAGCAAUAAAACAGAAAGAUGUUAGAUUUCUCUACAGAAACAACACGGCCAUCAUGUGCAAGAAGAGCAUGGGUUGUUUCUUCCAAUUCUGGGAAUCAUUCUAAAAUAUUGUGACCAUAAUAUUUAAUCAUACUGACCUCAUCUCAGAUGUUUGGUAGUAUCGAAUUAUAGCUGCUUAAAGUUGUUUGUAACAAAGCAUUUCUCUUCUGCAUCUUUCACUUGUUAUAGCCGAGAACAUGUUUUGGCAAAAUUCCUGCUUGAUCCCCACCAAUAUCAGCUCUGCUGCCAAGAUCUUCAUGUUGCUUUUCUCCACAGAGGUGACUUGUGUUUUUGCCAAAAUCUAAGCCUCAACAUUUUUACUGCACUGAGAUGACAUGUUCUUAUAUAUGCACGGCAGGAAACACUGUCACUCACAACAGGAUGUGUUUGAUUCUGCCUCUACUGCAGUUAUUUUGCAAUGUGUUGUUCUUCUUUUAUAUAUCUGCACUUUAACCUGAACUUUAAUAGGCCGCUGUUGUCUUUGAAGCAGCGUUUCAUCCGCAGGAAUAUCAGAAAAUUAUUGAAUGUAUAAUCAAAGGUCAAGGUUGAAGUCAUGUUUUAGUGUCACAGUCGUAACAGGACUGCAAUCUAUUGUCCAGCAGUGAAAAUGUUUUGUGCAAGGAUAAAACUUGAACUGUAGUGAGGCUGUAUGUGUUGGUCCUCUAAGCUGGAAUCACAGAAAACUGCACAAUCUCAUGCAAUAAGCUCAAUAACUGCACUGACUGUGGAUGUUGUUACUGUAUAGAGAUGUGUUUGCAAUAUUCUGUUCCCAAAUUACCAUUAAGAGUCUAUAAAUAUAGGAUUUAUAGCAAAUCGAGUGCAAAAGACCAUAAAUUAAGAAAUCGCUGUGUAAUUAUUAAGCUGUUAAUCUUGAAUAAACAGUACAGUAACCUUUAGUUUAUUUACCAACUAAGUACCAUAAUCUGCUUUUCUUGUUCUGCUUUCUCCUCACUUAGCAAAACACCUGAAGGCCCUGCACACUCACAUCAUAGUGUAGCGGCAACAUGAAAAUUGCUGUGGACUUUUGCAAGAAUUAUUGUUUUAAAUAUAUUGAAAUAAAGUAAUGACAAAAUUAAUUUAAUCAGUAACAAGAGGAGAGUUAGUAGGUACCACAAGGGCGGCCAGCCGGAAUUAAACCAAGAAUUUAAAUUUAGUGUGAACCUUAACCGUUAAGUAAUCAGGAUGCUCCAAAAAAGGUUUAUAUCUAAUGAAAUGCCUCCCUGAGCACUUUCAGUUGUUUUUUCUAUUAGCCCUUAACACUGACCGACACUUAUAUUUCAUUUUUGAUGAAUAAGUAACUAGAGGCAUUAUUCCUACGACACAAAUCACUUCUUAGACUCAGCAUUUAUAAUUUCACUGCAAAUACUGUCAAUGAGGUUCCAAACAUUACUGCUUAAAAAUUAGUGUUUAAAGCUAGCAAUGCAACAUACCAUUUCAAUAUUCAGCCUGAAAGUUUAUUUUUUCUUUGCAAACAAUGUUUAACAAUGCAGUGUACUUAAAUGCUGGAUGGAACUUACAGAUAAAACUGUCAAAUAUAACUUGCACUUUGAACCUAACAGCUUGUACAACUCUUGCCUUUGGAACAAUAAAAAAGGUUUUUUGGAAACUCUAAAACA